Molecule: messenger RNA, 4816 nt
Organism: Setaria italica (foxtail millet)
Lineage: Eukaryota; Viridiplantae; Streptophyta; Magnoliopsida; Poales; Poaceae
Product: mucin-19
Exons: 9
Coding region: 85-4335 (1416 amino acids)
Biological process (GO): nuclear membrane organization
Cellular component (GO): nuclear envelope
Source: RefSeq, a predicted model, not a curated record
GAAGCCCUAGCCUUUGCCUUGCCCUUCCACCCCCUUUCCUCCCCUUCCCCGCCGCGCCUCCGCCUCCACCACAGCCGCGGCGCCAUGUACCCAAGCCCGUACGGCGGCUCCGGCGCCGGCGCUGGAGGGAAGAUCCGGCGCCGCCCGCCGACCCGCGCCGCCUCCACGCCCUACGAACGGCCCCCAGCCGCCGCCGCCGCGCACCGCCUCGCGGCCGCUGCUGCAGCGGCGUCCGCUUCCUCGGGGCCGGGCGGGGAGGGCGGCGGUGGGACUGGGAGCGGCGGGUGGGUAUCCCGGCUCGUGGACCCGGCCUCCCGCCUCAUCGCUGGCGGCGCCGCGCGGCUCUUCGGCUCGGUGUUCCGCAAGCGCCUCGCCCCACCGCCGGCCCCGUCGUCGCCUCCCGGAAGAAAUAAUGAUCCAACACAGGACUUACCUGAUUCAACUAAUGUUGAUUCACCUCCACUCCCAGAGGGUGGAAUGGAUAAUGGGAAGAACAUAGCUGCGACAUCAGAUGACAAAGCAUUGUCUGAAGUAGAGCACUUGUUAAUGCGGAAGACGUUCACUAGGGUUGAGUUUGAUCGUCUUACAGACUUGUUGCGUGCAAGAACCAUUGAGCCUGAUCCGCCUACAUCUAUUGUUUCACGUGAGGAAAAGAAUGAAGAUAUUAGAAUUGAUGGAAUAGGAGGCUCCACAUCACACCAGAUGGCUGCAGAUAAAUCUCCGACUGUUAAAGUACAUAGUCAUGGUACCAGUUCUCCUGCAGAACUUGCGAAACAAUAUAUGAGCUCCCGUUAUUCGAGGGAACCCCAAUCAAGUAAUCUGCGGAGCCGAUUGUUUCUUGAGAACAAAGGUGAAGCAAGCAACACUGCCUAUGAUAGGAGAUUUGGACCACCAAUUGUUCAGGCACCAAUUGAAUUUGGGAAUGAAAACCCUGGGCUCCCUGUAAAUGGCUAUGUGACUUCGGGAUUACGUGGGCGGUCAGCGAUAUAUAGAAUGUCCCGCUCUCCAUAUUUUAAGGCUCCGAGCUCUAGCGAAGUGAACAGAUCUUCAUUGUCCCAACGAGCACAAAGUUUGCAUGUCGGUGGCAGGCAGGUAUUGAAACGAAGAGGGGGUGACUUAGAGAAUGAAGUUGGAUCCAUAGGUCCCAUUCGCAGAAUCCGGCAGAAGUCAAAUAUGAUGUCUCCUUUUAGAGAUGCUCAUUCAGUUCCUCGAGGAAACCUUCUUACUAGCCGUACAAGUGAUUCUGAUUUCAUUGAAGACAGCACAUCCAUCCAGGAAUCUCCGAGCUCAGAAAGACUAUUGCUUGGAACAAGUCAAUCUGUGAGGCCCCUAGGAUCCCAUAAUAAUGGAGAUGGUAAACCUAGUGAUAGCGCUCCACCCAUACCAGCUCAAUCAAACAAGAUGGCAGAGAAGAUAUUUGAGCAGCUUAAUAUAAUAGCUCCAUCGCCUAAAGAGAAGCAGUCUGGACAGCAAUCUGUAACUGGUAAUGCUAGUAAUUCAAUGUCAAAGAAACCCAUUUUGCAAGAUGCUGGACCAAGCAGUAUGUAUGACCCGUCUAGUUCCCUGAAAUUUCAAGAUUUGGAUGGUGCAAAUGGACCCCUUGAUCCAGACUUGAAUGGUUCCCUGUUGAAGAAAGACAAGCUAAAUAUGAUAAAAGAUGGACCAUCAAAAGUUGCUUUGUCUGAUAAGUCUACCUUUUUGGGGAACUCAGUAUCUGCUUCUACAUCACGGAAACCAAGCUUUAAAAUGGCUGUGAUAGAGGACUUACCAGAGUUCGAUGAUGAUCUGGAGGUCCCCAUUCCAUCCAAGAGCCCAUCAAGUAAGAUAGAGAUUGAAACAACUGGGCAGAGAUCUGAGUCAAUUAGAAAAGAGCAGAAAGUUGAACAAAAUAUAUUAGAGCAAAAGGUUGAAUCAAACUUAAUGAAGAAGAACAUUGUUGGUUCUCCGGUUAGUGAACAGCCUGUAGCAUCACUAUCUAAAACUGUCUCUUCAUCUGGUGGUUUGCUUUCAUCAAAUGAUCCUGGAAAAGCAGUUCCCAAAGCUUCUGUGGAUAAGAAUGCUGGUUUUGCAUUCUUGAAUGCGCCUCCUGGCACCCGUCCUGCAAGUGUGUCAGCAAUGCCGCUUGCUCCAGUUAAUGACGAUAAACAGACUGGCGCUUCAAAUUUUAUUUUUGGCCUCAAGCAGUCUAAUACAUCAGAUUUGGAAACACCGAAUGUUAAAAACAAUUCAACACUUGGGCAGAGUGUCACCAAGCUAACAACAUCCGACAACAGUUCUGAGAAAGGCGAUAAAACAGAAAAAGCAGAAGAUGUCAUUAAAUCAUCGGACAAGGUUUUGCCAUCAGCUGCAUCAACAACACAGAAUGUGCCUGUCCAUUUUGCUUCCGCUGCAUCUACUUCUGCGAGCCUGAGCAAUGGCUUCCCGCACUCUUCAUCACCAAAGCUUGCAACUGUCCCACCUACUGAUAAACCUUCUGUUGGCUCAGCUGCUUCCACCUUGUUUGCUGUGUCCAGUAGCAGUCCAGCUAUUUCAUCAUCAUCAUCUCCUGCAUUUACAGGAUUUAAUUUUUCUUCCAGUGCUUCGGUUGGCUUGUCAUCAGCAAAAUCAGAUGGCACAACUGCCGGGGUAAAGCCAGCUAGCACCCUAUCAUUUGGAAUAGGAGGUGCUACAGAUGAUGCAAAGUCUACAGCUCCAGAUUCAGCCAGCAUGCCACCAUCAAAACUUACAUCACCUAUUUCAAGUUAUCCAAUCACAUCUGCGCCUACUUCCUCUCCAGUUGUAGCUUCAAGUGAUGCUGCAGGCUCAGCUACGGCUGCACCAUCUAAUACUUCCACUGCACCUGGUGUUCAGGCUGCUUCAACCGCAUCAUUUACAUUUCCAAGCUCCGGAAACAGCCUUUUUGGGUUCAACUCGCCAGCCCAGCCUACUGGCCUCAGCACAUCAUCGGCUGCUGGCAGUACCUCUCAACCAUCUGCUGCUAGCACAUUCUUUGGUAGUAAGCCGACGCAGUCAGAGGGCACAAUUCAACAACCAUCCCAGAGUCCCAAACCACAAUUUGGCUCACCAUUCCCGUCCGUGACUCCUGGUGUUGGAGCUUCUUCAUCUGGAUCUGGGACCUUAUCUUUUGGAAUUGGAGCUUCCUCGACUGGUUCAGGGACCAUGUCAUUUGGUGUUGGAGCUUCAUCAUCCACACCUGGAACUUCAUCAGCUUUUGGGGCAGCAGCUCCCUCAUCAGGACCUGGGAUUUUCUCUUUUGGUGCAGGAACUUCCUCAUCAGGAUCUGGAACUGUUUCCUUUGGAGUUGGAGCUGCCUCAUCUGGACCUGGGACCGUGUCUUUUGGAGCAGGAACUGCCUCAUCUGGACCUGGGGCCGUGUCUUUUGGGGCAGGAACUUCCUCAUCAGGAUCUGGGACUGUUCCCUUUGGAGUUGGAGCUGCCUCAUCUGGACCUGGGACCGUGUCUUUUGGAGCAGGAACUGCCUCAUCUGGACCUGGUACCGUGUCUUUUGGAGCUGGAGCUGCCUCAUCUGGACCUGGGACCGUGUCUUUUGGAGCAGGAGCCUCCUCAUCUGGACCUGGAACUGUCUCGUUUGGAGCAACAACAUCUACAUCGGGUUCUGGAUUUGGUAAUUCACCAUUUGGAACUGGAGCUACAUUUGCGAACCCAUUCAGCUCUAGCUCAGGUACUGGGUUUACAUUUUCUUCAGCUAGCUCUUCUGCUGGUGCAUCAGCAGUGGCCAGUACAAGUGUAUUUGCCAGCACCUCCACAGCUUCGUCAGCCUCCACUUUCAGCAACCCUUUCGGCUCAAGUUCAUCCCCUCCCAGCACAUUUACAUUUGGGCAAUCAGCGUCUUCAAGCGGUGGUUUUGCAUUUGGAGCACAGCCAGCUCCAACUUUCUCAUCUCAGCCUUCUGUUUUCUCGUUUACCUCAGCAAACACAGGCAUAAACUCGUCUACUCCGCAGCCUGCAUUUGGAAUGGCAAAUACGAACACAGCCUUUGGCAUGGGCUCCCCUGGAAAUGAUCAGAUGAAUGAAGACAGCAUGGCAGAUGACACGAACCAAGCAGCACCAGCACCGGCACCAGUAUUUGGUUCACCCUUCGGACAGCAGAAUAGUACGCCUGCUGCCCCGGUAUUUGGUGCUCCUGCAGUCCAGCCAGGUGGAGCUUUUCAGUUCGGGGGCCAACAACAAGCAGCACAGCAGAACCCAUCCUUCCCAGCUGCAGGCAGUCUAGAGUUUCAGGGUGGGAAUUUCUCAUUGGGCAGCGGUGGAGGUGGCGGUGACAAGUCGAACAGAAGAAUGAUCAAGGUCAAAAGGGCACCAAAGAAGAGAUAAACCCCUCUGUUGGAAUGAUCAAUGUCGAACAGAAGAAUGAUCGGACCUGCACCUCUCGUGACAACUCUCGGCUCGGUUGAUAGUCAAGGGACAGAAAGAUAACUACGAUCCGGUUCAUACGGCCAUACAGAUUUGCCAGCAGCAGGACCAUAGCACCACAUCCCAUGGCUGGCUUGUAAACCAACCCCCAAAGGUCAGUGUAAGAGUCUUCCCCACCCAAUUCAUUUGCUCGUCUGAGCCGGCCUGCAUGUCUGCAUGUUGUGUCAUACGCUUGUGCUCUUGGGGUGUAAAAUAGAACCACAAAAGACGUGUCUCCAGGUGUAAUUUUUGGUUCCCUGCCAUCUCCGUUUUUUUUUCCCUCCUGGUCUGCCUCCGGUAUAUUUGUCUCGGAGUGUAAUGCACUGUUGUAUUUUUGUUUACAUUCAACAAGCUCUGGACUCUAGCUUAGAAAAAAUAUCUAUCCAAACCUCGCUUUCUAGCA